This is a messenger RNA of Trifolium pratense (red clover), 1944 nucleotides long. Its product is annotated as glutamate--tRNA ligase, cytoplasmic-like. The coding region runs from base 71 to 1639 and encodes 522 amino acids. The record is from RefSeq and is a predicted model, not a curated record. Gene Ontology annotation, molecular function: ATP binding; glutamate-tRNA ligase activity. Gene Ontology annotation, biological process: translation; glutamyl-tRNA aminoacylation. The transcript has a single exon. Gene Ontology annotation, cellular component: cytoplasm; cytosol; methionyl glutamyl tRNA synthetase complex. NCBI's taxonomy places the organism in Eukaryota, Viridiplantae, Streptophyta, Magnoliopsida, Fabales, Fabaceae.
AAGCAAUUCUCUAUUGAACUCGAGCCAUCUUUCUCUUUUUCUACCUUGUGUACGUACCACUAUUGUUAACAUGGUUCUUCCAGAUCUUCCAGAUGCUGAAAUUGGAAACGUUCGGUUGCGAUUUGCACCUGAGCCUAGUGGCUAUCUUCACAUUGGUCACGCAAAAGCAGCUCUGUUGAACCAGUAUUUUGCUGAUCGAUACCAAGGUCAGGUUAUUAUUCGUUUCGAUGAUACCAAUCCUACUAAAGAAAGUAAUGAGUUUGUGGACAACUUGGUGAAAGAUAUUGGUACAUUAGGUAUCAAAUAUGAAACAAUUACAUAUACAUCAGAUUACUUCCCUGAGUUGAUGGAAUUGGCUGAAAAAUUAAUUAGUCAGGGUAAAGCAUAUGUUGAUGACACUCCUGGCGAACAAAUGAAAGCGGAGAGAAAGGAUGGCAUAGAAUCUAAAUGCAGAAAUCAAAGUGUAGAGGAGAAUUUGAAACUAUGGAAGGAGAUGAUUGCAGGAUCGGAGAGGGGCUUGCAGUGUUGUGUCCGUGGGAAAUUGGAUAUGCAGGACCCGAACAAAUCACUCCGUGAUCCUGUUUACUAUCGGUGCAAUCCGAUGCCUCAUCACAGAAUUGGAUCCAAGUAUAAAGUGUAUCCGACUUAUGAUUUUGCAUGUCCAUAUGUUGAUUCGACGGAAGGUAUCACACAUGCCCUUCGGUCAAGUGAAUACCAUGAUCGGAAUGCUCAGUAUUAUCAGAUUCAAGAGGAUAUGGGAGUUGAGAAAGUUCUCAUCUACGAAUUUAGCCGGUUGAAUAUGGUCUACACUGUUCUCAGCAAGCGGGAGCUUCUGAAGGUUGUUCAAAAUGGAACAGUUGAAUCAUGGGAUGAUCCACGAUUUCCUACAUUGCAAGGAAUUAUGCGUAGAGGUUUGAAAAUUGAAGCGCUAAUCCAAUUUAUUUAUGAUCAAGGGGCAUCAAAAAAUCUCAAUCUCAUGGAGUGGGACAAGCUCUGGACCAUCAAUAAGAAGAUUAUUGACCCUGUAUGUCCCAGACACACUGCUGUCAUUGCGGAUAGACGGGUAUUGUUGACCCUCACGGAUGGUCCUGAGAAAUCAUCUGUCCGCAUCAUACCUAGGCACAAGAAAUAUGAAGCUGCCGGAAAUAAAGCUACGACAUAUGCUAAAAGGAUAUGGAUUGACUAUGCUGAUGCAAAGUCCAUAUCAACAGGUGAGGAAGUAACCUUGAUGGAUUGGGGAAAUGCCAUAGUAAAGGAAGUAGAGAAGGACCAAGAUGGGAAUGUCAUAGGGUUGAGUGGUGUUUUGCAUCUUGAAGGAUCUGUGAAGACCACAAAAUUGAAACUUACUUGGCUACCUGAGUUAGAUGAACUAGUUAGCUUGACAUUGAUGGAGUUUGAUUAUCUAAUUACCAAGAAAAAGCUUGAGGAAGGAGAGGACAUCAUUGAUUGGCUUAAUCCCUGUACAAAAAAGGAGACUCUAGCAUAUGGAGAUGCCAAUAUGCGAAAUCUUCAGCGUGGAGAGGUAUUGCAGCUGGAGCGAAAGGGAUAUUUCAGGUGUGAUGUACCCUUCGUUCGGCCUUCAAAACCAAUCGUCUUGUUUGCAAUCCCAGAUGGCAGGCAGCAAAAAUCUUUCAAGUAAUUUUUUAAUUUUUUUUUUGUUUUUGAAUGACAAGUUGGUAAUUUGGAUAACUUUGUGGAACUAGGUUUUUUACUAGUAAUUUGAAUAUCUUGUGUUUUUUGGGACAAAUUGUGAUUCUGCACUGAAAAGAUAUUUUAGUUUAUGCCCUUGAUGAAUUUAUUUAUAGAUGAUUCAAGUCAAAGGCAUAUGGAAUAAUUGAUAGUAAAAUGAAUUACUAUUAACAUAGCAUUCUUCUGAUUUUGGUUUGGCUGUUUGGCCUAUUGUGAAUGCCACUGUCGUCACAUGAAAAUGUUCGUAUUAUCGAA